GCCCUCUUCGGCCGCUCUCUGGCCGGGUCUCCCUUGGCGUCUGACUGUACGCUCAGUACUGCACCAUGGGGAAGCGGGACAAUCGGGUGGCCUACAUGAACCCAAUAGCAAUGGCCAGAUCAAGGGGUCCAAUCCAGUCUUCGGGGCCAACGAUCCAAGAUUAUCUGAAUCGACCAAGGCCUACCUGGGAAGAAGUGAAAGAACAACUAGAAAAGAAAAAGAAAGGCUCCAAGGCAUUGGCUGAAUUUGAAGAAAAAAUGAAUGAGAACUGGAAGAAAGAACUAGAAAAACACAGGGAGAAACUAUUAAGUGGAAGCGAGAGUUCAUCCAAAAAAAGACAGAGAAAGAAAAAAGAAAAGAAGAAAUCUGGUAGGUAUUCAUCUUCUUCUUCAUCAAGCUCUGAUUCUUCCAGCAGUUCUUCAGAUUCUGAAGAUGAGGAUAAAAAACAAGGAAAAAGGAAAAAGAAG
Ailuropoda melanoleuca (giant panda) is the source of this 467-nucleotide messenger RNA. RefSeq names its product protein FAM133B-like. The record is from RefSeq and is a predicted model, not a curated record. The transcript has a single exon. The annotation marks the transcript as partial. Lineage: Eukaryota; Metazoa; Chordata; Mammalia; Carnivora; Ursidae.